AUGGCCCAGAUUACGGCUCCAAAUGACUCGCCUGCGUCUGCGUCCACUCCUGCGGCAGUGGACACAACGCAGGCUAAUCGUUUGGCGAAUUCUUACACAGUGUCACUACCAUAUAUAACAGAGCAGCUGUACACUGUAGGUGUUCACACAGUGUAUAACUGUAGCUGUAUAUUGCAGGAGUUUACAGAGUCCAACAGUCGUGUAAAUAAGAUCGGUGCAAACUUUGAGUAUGUGAAGACGUUGGCGUCUUAUGAGGUGGUGACGCCCAGGAGAGUGAUGAGUGAUGGUACCUUUCUUACUCACCACCUCCCGCACCACCACCACCACCACAACCACAACCACCACACCAGGGACAAGAGACACGUCCAGGAGCUUGAGCUACACUAUGUUAUUCCUCUGGAUGGCCACGACCAUCACGUGACGCUGCGACCCAACAAGAGGUUCCUGGCCCCACAUGCGGUAGUUGAGCGACUUCGUAAAGGUUCUCUCCUGCAGGGAGGCUCUGAGGUGGAGGUGGUGGGAAGACUACCUUCCUGCCACUACCACGGCUUCGUCAGGAACCACACUUCCUCCAGGGUCGCCAUCUCCGCCUGCCACGGCCUGACUGGCUUCAUCAACACUGACCACGACGAGUACUUGAUCGAGCCGGUACGUGACCACCCUCAGACUGCCCCUGGAGAGGCUGAGAGUGCCCAUGACAACCCACACCCUCAUGUUGUGUACAAACGUUCAGCCCUGCCCACACCAGGUGAAAACGUGUGCUCUACACCAGACGCCCACGAGCAAGCGCUGCACGCCCGCGAGGAGUGGGAGGCCGCCCACCGCCGCCUUCCUGCAGAAGAGGAGGUGAAGAGGAAGCGGAGGAGGAGGAGGAGGAAGAGAAGUGUAAGUGUGGAGAGGAACGUAGAGGUGACGGUGGUGGCUGACAAGAAGAUGGUCGAUUUCUACUCUAACGAGGAUAUAAACACCUACAUUCUCACAGUGAUGAAUAUGGUAUCGAGUGUUUACCAUGACGCCAGUAUUGGUAACGCUGUCAACAUCUACGUUGUCAGGAUAAUGUUGCUGGAGGACCCGCAGUAUGAGGAGGAGGUGGACAUCAGCCACAACGCUGACGACACCCUCCGCAGCUUCUGUCACUGGCAGCAGAUGAUCAACCCUGGCAGGACUCACCCCUAUCAUCAUGAUGUUGCUGUACUCAUCACCAGGUACAACAUAUGUAGCCGAGUGACAGACAGGUGCGCCACUCUGGGUGUGUCUGAGAUCGCUGGCAUGUGUCAGCCACUCAGAUCUUGUAAUGUCAACGAGGACACGGGGCUGCAGAUUGCUUACACCAUCGCUCACGAACUGGGCCACAACUUUGGCAUGAACCACGACGGUCCACAGAACGGCUGUGAGAGUCACCUUGGAUCAACCCAGCACGUCAUGUCUCCCCACCUCACCAAUGAUGCCAUCCCAGUGACCUGGUCCAACUGUAGCAGACACGAGAUAACACACUUCCUGGAUAAGGACUGGGGGUCGUGCCUGGAGGACGAGCCUCCCCAGGUGGAGUACAGCUUCCCCCAGCUUCCACCUGGUGCCAUGUACGACGCUGACCACCAGUGCCGCCUCAGCUUUGGAUCUGCUGCCACGCACUGUGCCGGUAUUGAGGGCACUGAAAGAGUGUGCCAGACUCUUUGGUGCCAUCUAGACAACCGCUGCAUCACCAGAAUGGAACCAGCUGCCGAGGGCACCCAGUGUGGUAAACACAAGUGGUGCGCGUCAGGUCAAUGUGUGACCAUUGGUGAACGACCCGCCGCUAUCCAUGGUAACUGGGGUAGCUGGUCGUCGUGGUCGUCAUGUAGCAGGUCGUGUGGUGCCGGUGUCUCCAACGCUCACAGGCACUGUGACAACCCCGCGCCUGCCAACGGUGGCAAGUACUGCACUGGAGACCGCAGGAAGUACCGGGUCUGUAACACACAGGAGUGCCCGGAGAACGGGGUGAGUUUCCGGGCAAUACAGUGCUCGCAGCACAACCAGCAGCCUUAUAAGGGCGAACACCACAACUGGUUACCAGUCAUGUUCGACCACUCUCCGUGUCAGCUGGACUGUAAGCCCGACAAUGAGUUCUACAGUGUCAAGCUCCGUGACACCGUGGUGGAUGGCACCCCGUGUAAACCUGGCACCAGAGAUAUGUGUAUCCACGGAGUGUGUAAGGUAAGUCUCAUGGGCGUGUGUGUGUCUUGCAUGUGUCAUGUGCAUAUGAUGUACGUUCACGACGCCUGGGGCGUACAUGUCGUGCGUAAUUAGUUAGAUUAAGAAACAUAAGCGGAGACGUGUUUGUGU
Cherax quadricarinatus is the source of this 2322-nucleotide messenger RNA. Lineage: Eukaryota; Metazoa; Arthropoda; Malacostraca; Decapoda; Parastacidae. The record is from RefSeq and is a predicted model, not a curated record.